Oryctolagus cuniculus (rabbit) is the source of this 1799-nucleotide messenger RNA. The record is from RefSeq and is a predicted model, not a curated record. NCBI's taxonomy places the organism in Eukaryota, Metazoa, Chordata, Mammalia, Lagomorpha, Leporidae.
GCUGGCGGCAUGAUGACUCUGCAGGAGACACCAGCAUUGGAGACUGAACUGUGAUGGACAGAAUCCCAGGACCACUCCUGGCGGCCCAGCCCUUGCUAGCCCCGACCUUCGGAGAGUGGGAGGGACCCGUGAGCAGGAGCACUCUUCCUCCCGGGAGUGGGGGAGGCUGCUCGGCCUACAAGGGUGAUACUGGACCCUGCGUGAGCCUAAGCACACCAACUCCCGGGGGCAGGUGAGCGUGUGGACGAGGAAAACAUAUCAAACAGACGAGAUAUCACGCAAGCAUCAAUGACCGGGACUGUAUGGCCCAGGCACAGCCAUAGCCACCCCAACGUCUCCCCCAUCAAACACCAAACCCGAGUCCUAGGCGACGGGUGGAGGCCGCGCCCAUCAGCCUGGGAGCUCCGAGCGGAGACUGCCACCUGCCGGACAGGGUACACUUGCCUCUCCGCAGCCGGAGACCUCCCGCUCCUCCAGGGCCCUUGGAACAACCACCGACCGACAGAGGCGGUUUCCCAGCGGCCCGCAGUUGACCGCGAGCACGCCCCGCUGACCGACCGCUCCCUCGGUGGGGGGAAGCAGAAGCGGACGGGCGGGAUGGGGGCCACCAGGAGGGAAGGCUCAGUGCUAGGCCGGCAAGGAGCCUGCGCACUGGCCGCCCUCCUGCUCUGGCUGCGCCUCCCACCACUGCGCGCCCAGGUCACCCCGUCCAAUAGGAACAACGAGAACCUGGCUGAUGUAUGCGGGAAGAGCAAAGUCACUGGAAAGAUCUUUGGUGGCAAGAAGGCAGAACCAGAACGGUGGCCUUGGCAGGCCAGCCUGCUUAUGAAUGGCCGGCAUAUCUGUGGAGCUGCCCUCAUCUCCAGCACCUGGGUAGUCUCUGCCGCUCACUGCUUCCAAAGGUCCCAUCAUCCAGCUGACUAUCGCAUCCUGCUAGGGUACAACCAGCUGAGUAAUCCCGGCAGCUUCAGCCGGCAAAUGACCGUGAACAAAGUCAUCGUCCACGCCGACUUCAACAAGUUCCAUCGCUUUGGGAGUGACAUCACCCUGUUACAACUGGAUAUCCCUGUGGAGUUUAACUCUCACAUCCGCCCUGCCUGUCUCCCAGAUAACUCAACAGUGCUGCCCAUGGAUAGCUCUUGCUGGAUCAGUGGCUGGGGGAUGCUCACGGAGGAUGUGUUCCUGCCGGCGCCCUUCCAGCUGCAGGAGGCCAAGGUCAGUCUCAUAGACAGUGACAGCUGCAGGAGGUUCUUCAUACCCCCUCCAGGCACGCCCCCCCAUGAUGUCUUUAGUGUCAAGGACGACAUGAUAUGCGCUGGGGAUACCUGGGACGAGAAGUCCAUCUGUCGAGGAGAUUCCGGCGGGCCCUUGGUCUGCUUCCUAAGGCGCGCCUGGUACCUGGUGGGCGUGACCAGCUGGAGCUGGGACUGCCGCAGUCCCGUCAGCCCCAGCGUCUUCACCAGGAUCACCUACUUCGCCAACUGGAUCCAAGAGCAACAGCGAGCCACCCCCACACCCGACCCCUCGAAAGCCCCUCCUGAGGAAAAGCCGCCUGUUCUGGUCAACGUUCCUAUUCCCGAGGCCGGCACUGUCCCCAAGCCCAGGGUCUUCCUGGUCCUGCUGACGUCUGCAACUCUGCUGCUGCUGAUUCUCCUGCAGAGUCGGUGACGGGCCUGUCCCAGCCGCCCCGGAGCCCCCACGCAGAGCGCUGCACCUCCGCACGUGGUUCCAUCUCGGGUUCUUCCAUCCAUUCGAAGCCACCCAAAGUAAACCAACUCAAGAAGCUUCUCUCACUCGCA